UGAAUCGUAGUGUAUUGUAUUUUAUUUUGCAGUUUUUCUUUCGGUUUAGAAAUAUCAAAUAUUAUAUUUAAAUAUAAUUAUUGCCAUGGCUGGUUUAGAAGAUAUUUCUUUAAAAAAAAGAGUUCGUUCCUGCAACUGGGACGAAGAGGAAAAGAGACUUCUAAUAAACCUUGUUUUAGAAAGAAUAGAUGUAAUUGAAAAUAAGGAUACAUCUACUAAUACAAAUACGAAAAAGAAAGCAUCAUGGCAAGAAAUUUUGUCUUGUUUCAAUAAUCUAAAUAAAAAAAAACGGGAUCUCAAAGAGUUAACAACCCAGUGGAGAAACACUAAGGGCAAAGUAAAAUCCAGAGAGAGUGCGUACAAACAGGCUAAAUUAGUGGCAGGUGGAGGACCACCAAGCCCACCACCGGAAGAACUAGCAAUAAUACAGGAGAUUCCAAAUGAAUUUAUUGUUGAUACGAAUCAAUUUGAUAGCGACAGCGUGCAUAUCAAAAGUGAGUCACUGACAUCAGGAGACAUAAAUUUUACUCCAGUUUAUGAUCCUUGGAUGCCAAUGCCAGGCACAAGUAACCAACUUAAGGAAACUGAACAGAUAUCUGAAGAUGUAGGUCAGCCUGAAACAAAAAAAGGUUCUUUGUGUUCUGCAUCCAACCGUGUGCAUAACACAUUUUCAAAGAAGAAAUGCAUACCAAAGAAAAAUAAGAAUAAUGUUAAGAACUAUGAGCGACAACUAUUUCUUUUAGCCAAAAAAUCUAGGGAGAGAGAAUAUGAACGAGCAGAAGAAAUACAUAAAAAGAAAAUGAGUAUUUUGGAUUUAGAGUAUGAAUACUGGAAAAAGAAAAUAAAUAAAAUUGAGUAGCUAUGUCAUUCGUUAGACGUUUUCAGCUACAAAUGUAAUCACUGGAUGCAAAUGGCCAGAGAGAGAAACAUCUGGAAAGGUUUAGGAGAGGCCUUCGCCGCAGAGGCGACUACUACCAGUACAGAGUGAACAUUUUAACAAUAUUUAUUUAUUCAUUUAAGUGUUCUAAAUUAUUUUUUUUUUGUUAAACGUAAAAAGUAGUAAUGUAAUUUAGUAAGUAAAUAAAGCCUAUUUUUAUCUUA
Helicoverpa zea (corn earworm) is the source of this 1101-nucleotide messenger RNA. RefSeq names its product myb/SANT-like DNA-binding domain-containing protein 3. Lineage: Eukaryota; Metazoa; Arthropoda; Insecta; Lepidoptera; Noctuidae. The record is from RefSeq and is a predicted model, not a curated record. The transcript is spliced from 6 exons. Bases 86 to 859 code for a protein of 257 amino acids.